ACUUUAUCUCAGCAGAGCCGGGGCUGGAGAGUGUGAAUAGCGAGGAAAGUAAACAAUAAACAAAACAAAGUAUUAUAACUGUUCACUGAAAAUACACCGUAACCCCUCCAUAUUGGACUGGUUCCUGAUCCAGAACCGAGUGGACUUAUAUGCAGAAAUAUAGCUACUUUUUUCUGUAGUUGAUGCUCAGCUUUAAACCCCCAGUACCCGGCUCUCUUUCCACACUGCGACUGCUCCGCUGCAGAAGGGGGGAUGAUGCAUGGACGUAGCUAGCUGGCUGCAGGAACUCGCUUCGCUAACAUUCCACAUCUGUCGUGCAAGUGACCUGCAGACAGAAUAACUGGUGGCCUUACCCUCCGAAUCUGAGUUACUGCACAGACAGGCGGACGCACGGGACGUAAACAUGGCGGAGUCCAAGGAGGCGAAGCGCUCUGAGGAUUCCCGGGGAGCAGAGUCAGAUGAUGGGGAGAUACACAGCAGACACACACAGGAAGCAGUGGCUUCUGAGAGGCCCUCAGCUAAAGAGGAACAGGGUGAUGCCCCCAAGAUCCCCACACCUGCUUUGUCUCAACACAGCAGCAAUGAGGAGGGGGGAGGAGGCGGAGAGAAAGAGGCGCCUGCGUCCCAGUCUGAGUCGAGGGACAGUGACGCAGAGUGGGAGCAUGGUACCCUCUCCUCCUUUCCCCUCCAAGUGUCUGGGUUGGGCAUGGCGGACGAGGAGCUGGACGGUGCUCCAGUGAUCGGAGCUGACGAAGAGGACGACUGGGAUAUGGACAUGAGUGAGACUCUGGACAGCGCCAUGGAAAUGGACCAACAGAUGGACACAAGGACAGACAAACCGGCUGAUGCACGUACAGAGGUCGAAAAGAAGGGGUCCCCGGCAGAAGUGGAGGCGGAUGCAGCCAAAACAGCGACCUCCGGUGUAGGUGCAGGUGCAGUGGCCACCCCGUGGGAUGCACAGCGCCCCCCUCUGGCAGAUGUGGAGAUGAGCGUUGUGGCGGAGUCUGCCGGGCCAGACGGGGAGAGGCAAACGCAGAACUCUGACGCCAGCCAGGGUGGGGGAGUGCCUCAGCUCUCCGGUUCAGGGGGGAGCAGACGCUUGUCUGAGGAGACUCAAGAGGCGCUGUGCACAUCACAGGAGUUGGAGAUGGGGGAUGGUGAGAGGGCACCUUACUCCCCACCACUUGACAUCAAAGACGAGCCAAUCGAUGAGGAGUACGACCGCGCCCUCUUACCUCACCCCCCACCAAGGCGUAUCAAGGAUGAACCUGAUGCCCCAGAGGAGCUGGUCCAGCAGCACAAGACCUCAGAAAUGCUGAGAAUCAGCUCUGUGUUUUCUGUGGGAGAAAGCUCAGCUUCCUCCGCUAUAGCUCCCCGGCCUGCCUCUGGCGGCGGCCAGGUGGCGCGGGCGAUGCCGGUCCCGCCCAGGACCCCGCAGACCGUGACGCCGCCGGCCCCCGCGUCGGCCUCCCGCGGCGGCACCCCUCCCGGCACGGUGCGCGUGUCCUGCUCAGGGUGCACCAAGGUGCUGCAGAAGGGCCAGACGGCCUUCCAGCGCAAGGGCUCCUCCCAGCUUUUCUGCUCCACCGUCUGCCUCACAGGCUGCACCCUGCCCGCCACCAAGAGCCUGCCCAAAAAGACCUGCCACGCAUGUUUGAAAGAGAUUGUGAAUCCAAAAGAUUUGAUCAUCGCUCCUGUGGACACAGCUGGUAACAUGAAGGACUUCUGCAGCCAGGGCUGUCUCUCCGAUUUUAAGAAGAACACAACGGCAUCCAUGCUGCCCGGUGAAGGCGUCACCAUUAAAUGCAGCAUGUGCCGCAAGACUGCCAUUAUCCGUCAUGAGGUGAACUACCAGGGUGCAGUGCACAAACUGUGCAGCGACACCUGCUUCUCUCGCUUCCGCUCCUCUAACAACCUGACCAUGAACUGCUGUGAGACCUGCGGCAAUUACUGCUACAGCGCCAGCGGGCAGUGCCACCUGCUGCAGAUAGAGGGCACCACCAGGAAGUUCUGCAGCCCAGUCUGCCUCACUACCUAUAAGCAGAAGUUAACGAAGGUGAGUCCGUGCGCGCAGUGCGGAACCCCCCGCUCGUCGGCUGAGAUGGUGGAGAGCACCGGGGCUGAUGGGAAGAUUCAUCUCUACUGCUCCAUGGGAUGUGCGGCCAGUGCCACACCUCGCUCGGGCAUUGCAGGUGCUUCCUUCCCCUGUACAAACUGCAAGGUUGUAGCUGUCCCACAAUUCCACCUGGCCCUGAAUGACGGCACGAUCCGCAACUUCUGCUCGUACAACUGCGUCCUCACCUUCCAGGCGUCCUUCACUAAGACAGUUCCUCAGGGUCAGAUGAAUGGCACUUCCUCUAUUCCUGAGGGCCCCUCUGUUCCCCCUCCUGGGCCUUUCCUGCCCUCCCAGGCACCAGGAACUGUGCCUCGAGCUUCUGCCUUACCUUCCCUUUCCGCCCCACCCCAUGGCCAAGCCCUUCCCCACGGGCAUGCUCUGCCCCACACACCUGCCCAGACGCACGGACCUGGCUCUGGACAGACCCCGCCCUCCCCCUCAACCCGAGGACACGGUCACGCCCUGGUCGCUCCCCCUCUCAUAUCCCGUGGGCCUGUCCCUGCUCAAGCCCCGCCCUCCUUGACCCAGGGACCACCCAUGGUCCCACCUGGCCCUUUGACCCGCGGCCUGGUGAAGCUGACCUGCAAACAGUGUUUUCACCCCUUCUCCUCCAAACCGGAGCUCAUCCAGUUCAAGGGUCAGAUGAUUCAGUUCUGUGGGAAGACAUGCUCUGAGGAGUUUAGGAAGCUGAACUUUGUGACAGCUCGGUGCGAGUAUUGCAAACUGGAGAAGAUGGUCAGGGAUGUGAUCAGAUUCAACCGCAUUGACCGGCCCUUCUGCAGCGAAGGGUGUAAGCUGCUCUUUAAGCACGACCUGUCCAAGCGCAGUGGAACCCCGUGCCGGUCCUGUGCCUACUGCACAAACAUGUCCCAGAAGAUGAUCCAGAACCACUUCGGAGGGAGGCUGGAGGAGUUCUGCAGGGAGGAGUGCAUGUCCCUCUACACGGUGCUGUACUAUCAGAUGGCGAAGUGUGAUUGGUGCCAGCGUCAGGGGAAGCUGCUGGAGUCCCAGAAGUGGCUGGGAGAAGUGAAGCACUUCUGUAACCUGCAGUGUCUGCUGCAUUUCACCAGCCAACAAAGCUCCUACGACCAGCCAUCCGCAGGCCAGGACAGUGCCUACGACCAGCCCACGGUGGGCCAGAAAAGCUCCUAUGACCAGCCGUCGGCAGGCCAACAUGCCUCCUACGACCCAUUGCCCAGCUCCGGUGCCUUGCCACCCCAGAUUCCUACAGGGACUGUACCUGCCUGUAUUGCACCCCCACCCAUACCUGUAGGAGCGCUGGGAAAUGUUGGCCUCACUGUUCCACCUUACCAUCCCGCCUAUGUGUCCAAAGAGGCCACGCCUGUCAUUGCUAAUGUGGUGUCGCUCGCUAGCGCCCCCACUGGGCAGCCCUAUAUCACUGCCAACAUGGCCCUGCAAGGGGCUGUUCCUUCUGCAUUCAGCCAGACCAAGAUCAAUGGAGAUGCAAGCACACAGACGGAUGCGAUGAAGCCCCCCGCAGCCCCCCGCAGAGUGCUGAAGAACAAGGCCCUGCUCUGCAAGCCCAUCAGCCAGAACAAAGGCACCUUGUGCAAGCCACACCUACAGAGCACAGAGUCCCAGACAGAGGAGCAGAAAGAUCAGAAGAUCAUGGUGUUGCCAGUUCCUGUGCCGGUCUUUAUCCCUGUGCCUAUGCACCUCUACACCCAGUACACACCGCUGCCCCUAGGGCUGCCUGUGCCGCUGCCAGUACCCAUGUUCCUGCCCACCUCACCAGCCAGCGCAGACAGCAUUCUACGCGCUGUCCAGGAUCUCCGCGACAGCACGCCCCGUGACCCUCAAAAGGGUGACCGCCACAUAACUGAAGAAGAAGAGGAGGAGGAGGAAGAGAGGGACAAACCCAUCUCAUUCGGAGACCAGGGCAGCACGUACAGUGGGGACUUGGAGUCAGAGGGGGUCUCCACACCCCACAGCUGGGAAGAGGAGUCAGCGGCCAGCAACCAACGACUGGGCCCCGCCUCUGACCCCGAGGGGCCCCCCUCGACCCCCGGCACACACACACAGCUCGACUUGGAGGCGGACUUUCCCAUUGAAUCCUUGCAGCCGACGUCGACAAAGGAGCUGAACGUGACGCUGAGAAACAGGGGACGCAGGAGGCCCAGAGAUGGCUUCCCCCCCAGGAAACGGGGUCGGAAACGGGGUGCUGCAGUGGUCGCCGCGGGCGUCGCGCGCAGUGCGAUGCCCCCUGCUGGCAGCUCCAAGCUGCACCACAUGUAUGGAGUGAAUGCCUGGAGGUGCUGGGUCCAGGGGAUGAGCGGCCAAUCGGAGCAGGAGCAGCUCAAACAGGGUGGAAGGUCUGUGGCACUGAAGGAGGAUGUUUUGCAGUGCAGUUCUUCAGAGCUCAGUUUUGGUCUCUGCCGCUUCAUCAGGGAGGUCAGGCGGCCCAACGGCGAGCCGUACAGCCCCGACAGCAUCUUUUACCUGUGCCUGGGCCUCCAGCAGUACCUGCUUGAGAAUGGAAGGAUCGAGAACCUUUUCACUGAUCAGCUGUACAGCAACUUCACCCUGGAAAUCACCAAAAUGCUCAGAGACUGGAAACCAACCAUACUGCCAAGUGGCUACCUGCCCUGGCGGGUGGAGGAGGAGUUCCUGUGGGCGUGUAAGCAGCUGGGCGCGUACUCUCCCACCGUGCUGCUCAACACCCUGCUCUUCUUCAGCACCAAGCUCUUCCACCUGAAGACCCUCCCCCAGCACCGCCGCCUCUCCUUCGCCAACCUCACCCGCUGCACUCGCCAGGGCACCAGCACCAAGUCCACCUACCUGCGCUUCUGCCCCGCCCACAGGGACCCUGCAGCUACAGAGACACCAGCGUUACCAGCGAAGAGGAGGAUAGAGGAGGAUGAAGAGGAGGGUGUGUUGGAAAUGCCAGAGAAUACGGACAACCCUCUACGAUGUCCCGUCAGACUGUAUGAAUUCUACCUCUCCAAGUGCCCCGAUGAGGUGAAGCAGCGGACAGACCUGUUCUACCUGCAGCCUGAGCGCUCCUGCAUGCCCAACAGCCGUCUGUGGUACUCCUCCCAGCCACUAGAGAGUGCCAUGCUGGAAAAUAUGCUCACACGCAUACUCACUGUCCGGGAAGUGCACUUGGUGGGAGAGCAGCCCGUGACACCAACAUUUCAGUCCAACGAGGAGAACUCUGAGUGACCAAAGCAAGAGAGAGGCACGGACAGACACACGCACACACGCACACACACACACACACACACACACACACACACACACACACACAC
Megalops cyprinoides (Indo-Pacific tarpon) is the source of this 5385-nucleotide messenger RNA. RefSeq names its product zinc finger MYM-type protein 4-like. Lineage: Eukaryota; Metazoa; Chordata; Actinopteri; Elopiformes; Megalopidae. Bases 404 to 5299 code for a protein of 1631 amino acids. Gene Ontology annotation, molecular function: zinc ion binding. The record is from RefSeq and is a predicted model, not a curated record. The transcript is spliced from 29 exons.